AUGGAAAAAAAGUACAAUCUUUCUCUUGAUUCAGUGAUCACUGCGGAAGAAAUUCGUUCCGUAUUGCUGUCGAAAGGAAGCCGCCAGAGAUUCGACAUGGGAAAAGAAGACGCCCCGAUCAGAGACCAGUUUCUGAUCACGUUGCAUAUUGCGCUAGCGAAGAUAACAAAAAAGCUUCAGGAUACUCAGAUGUGCACAAGAACAGUUUCUGUUUGGACUUUCCUUCACGAACUAGAAAGAGUUUAUAAUGCAAAGAUCUCCAGAUCCCAGCAUGACGCGCAUGAGUUAACUCAGCUCAUUAACGAGACAUUAGAGACAGAAAACCUUGUUUGCUCAAAAUUGCUGAGAAAUUUGCUCCUGGAGUUACUGAAGUUUGCAAACAAGGAAGAUUUGGAAGCCAUCGAGAUCCCGGAUUUCCCGUUCAAUGGCUUGCUUUUGUCACAAAUGAGAUGCUUAUCGUGUUCCUACUCCUCAAAGCCAAGUUUCAGCCCCUUUCUUAUGUUGACAUUGCAUCCUCCACAAACAGCUUCUAGUGAUUUAGAAACUCUUUUAGAUGAAAACGAGAUGGAGAAAAUUGCGGGGUAUCACUGCUUGAAAUGUCGCAUCACUGCGAUACUCCAUAAUGAGACAGAUGAGCAGGACCAUCAAAGUGAUCCCGAUGAGCAUUUGAUGCUGUUGCGGCAACUUGACAAGAACCCGGAAUUGUUUAUCAACGAAGAUCUCCCACCUGCGUUGGAGAACUAUAUCAAAGAUUACAAGAAGGGCAAACUAGAUGCCAAUUCUGUAACGUCCACUGUCAUUCGCAAAACUCAGAUUCUCAAACCCCCUAAAGUAUUUGGUAUUCAUUUGUCCCGUUCAGCUUUUAAUGGCAUAAGUGUGACACGCAAUCCUUGUCGUGUAUCGUUCAAUGAUAAGUUGACAUUAUCCAUCGGGAACGAGUAUGUGGAGGAGUUGCGAAAAUUUAACAACGCCAUCCCCGAGAAGAAGUUUGAGCCUCGUCAAUCUAACAUUUUAACAACUGACAGCGACGACAUGGAAGACGAAAGCGUUCAGCAGGAAGACAUUGACGAGCAUGGAUUCGAAACUGACACACAGGAAGAUGAUAGUGAUACAGAUAGGGCCACAGACUCCCUGAGCACAUCUGACUCGUCGUCUGUCUCCACGGAAGGUACAGAUUUUCCUUCAAUGGAAACUGACAACUCAUCAAAAGGUUUGAGCGAGGGAAGGUCAGAAGUUUUGAACAAUAAAACCAUGACUGGAAGUCAUUCAGCAAGCUUGAAGGGCCACUUUCGGAGGUUUCAGUUUGACGAUGAAAAUGUAUACAAAUAUCGCUUACGUGCCAUGAUUAAGCAUCAGGGCUCGCACACCCAAGGUCAUUAUGAGUGCUAUAAACGGAAACCUUUAUUCGCGAGAGACAGCGCUGGCAAUAUUUUAAAGAUCUCACCGGAGAUAAAUGAAGAUGUUUUAAAAGAAGCCCAAUCUUUCAAAUCAAAUUCAGCAAAUAUGGUCAACGAAGAGGUGAAUCACGAGAGGGCAGCUCUUACAGAAAGCACAGGCGCCUUUCGAAACAAAUUCUCAAGUUUGAUCGGUCGCAGGCCCUCAAUAUCCCAAACAGAUCCAAAGUGCGCUAAUCUCCAAGAGAUAGCUAACUCAGGACUAGCUACCCCAGCGGAGGUGUUGGUGGAUCAGGGUGAUUACUUCCUGGGUGCCUCUGUCGCUGAAUUAGAUGAGCAAUUAAGCAAAGUGAAGCUUUCCAAUGACAGCAUGAAUAACUCAAGAAUGAAAAUGAAAAAAAUUCCAUCGCUCAUCAAGCAUCCCUUCUGGAAAGUGGGCGACUCCCAAGUCGCAGAAGUCUCUAAGUCUUCAGUGCUUUUGGAAACUGCGAGUGUCUACAUGCUAUAUUAUGAGCGAGCAGAUAGAAAACAAAUAGAAGUAUAG
Molecule: messenger RNA, 1938 nt
Organism: Candidozyma pseudohaemuli
Lineage: Eukaryota; Fungi; Ascomycota; Pichiomycetes; Serinales; Metschnikowiaceae
Product: putative ubiquitin-specific protease
Exons: 1
Coding region: 1-1938 (645 amino acids)
Biological process (GO): protein deubiquitination
Cellular component (GO): cytosol; nucleus
Molecular function (GO): cysteine-type endopeptidase activity; cysteine-type deubiquitinase activity
Source: RefSeq, a predicted model, not a curated record